Messenger RNA from Anguilla anguilla (European eel), 8573 nucleotides. It is a transcript of the gene chd8, whose product is annotated as chromodomain helicase DNA binding protein 8. The coding region runs from base 575 to 8452 and encodes 2625 amino acids. The transcript is spliced from 40 exons. NCBI's taxonomy places the organism in Eukaryota, Metazoa, Chordata, Actinopteri, Anguilliformes, Anguillidae. Gene Ontology annotation, molecular function: ATP-dependent chromatin remodeler activity; ATP binding; protein binding. The record is from RefSeq and is a predicted model, not a curated record. Gene Ontology annotation, biological process: chromatin remodeling.
AGCUCGUGAAGGACACUUUUCGACGUCUGUGUUGGCAGGAAAGUUAGUUCCUGCUCUGCACUGGCCGUUUCCUGUAUCGUACAGUGUUGUGAGACGGAGAAAGCCAUGUGUGUCGAAGCAAAGGAAAAGGCCGUCAGUCAGUGAUCUGGCCGAUGGGCAUCUCGCCUUUCACCUCAUCUGAAGAGAAAGAUUCCAGACCUUGAGAAAGAGAGGAGAACCGAGGCAGGGAGCCACAGGUGGAGGAGGAGGAGGAGGAAGAUUCAGGAGGAGUGGCCCCUACAUCUCUCUGUCUUGCUUCCAAUACUGGUGGGAAACCGAAUCGAGAGGGAAGUCUGUCACUGGCAGUCUAAAAAGGAUUGAAAUAAUUCUCUUUCAAUGAAGAAGCUGCAUUGAUCUGAUUGGCCGACUCGACAGGCUGGGUAGUGCAGCUCAGAGCCUAGUGCGGUUGCCUUGAGUAAAUUCUGACCUCGCUCUGGGCGUUUUGUCUGUGGAACUUAGUGCUCCUGGCGCGUUCUGUGUGAUCCUGCCUCUGUGAUUGGGUAGCUAAGGAGUGGGCGUGGCCUGUGAAAGAGCCAUGGCGGACCCCAUCAUGGACCUGCUGGAUGACACGCCACUCUUUAACCUGGAUGCCCUGCCCGAGUCCUUUUCGCAGGGCUCCUCCGACCCCGUGGAGGAGGCCCUCAAGCUGGCGCUGGGCCAGGUGGAUCCCAUGCCCGCCCCGGCCCCGGCCCCGCCCCCGCCCCCCGUCCCGCAACAGGUGCAGGUGUCGAUGGCCUCCGCCCUGCCGGUGACGAUGCACUCGGCCGUGACCACGCAGGGGGCCAUCCCGGUGGUCAGCAGUGCGGCACCUACGACCGUCCUGCUGAGCUCGCCCCUGACAACGUCCCAGGCCCAGCAGGGCGCCCCCAAGAUCGUCAUCCUGAAGGGGCCCCAGGGCCAGGCCCAGGUGCUGCAGGGCAUGGCCGGGGGCGGAGCCGGGGGCUCCCCGGCAGGGAAGCUCACCAUCGCCCGCGUGCUGACCGGAACCCCUCUGAGGCCCGGGAUGUCCAUCGUUUCCGGCGGGACAGUUUUAAAUGCGACGCCGUCGGCGCAGGGCCAGGUGAAGGUGGGCACGGGUGUGCAGCGGCUGGUGCAGUCCCCGAACGGGCCGCUCAAGCAGGUGCUGCUGACGUCCAUGCCCCAAACGCAGCUGCAGACCCAGACGCAGGUGCAGCUGCAGCCGCAAGCGCAGCAGCAGGUGCAGCUGCAGACGCAAACACAGGUGCAGCAGGUGCAGCUGCAGACCCAGACGCAGCAACAGGUGCAGCAGGUGCAGCUGCAGACUCAAAUGCAGCCGCAGCUGCAGCUGCAAACCCAUACGCAGCAGCAGGUGCAGCAGGUGCAGCUGCAGACACAAGCGCAGCCGCAGCUGCAGCUGCAAACCCAAACACAGCAGGUGCAGCUGCAAACCCAAACGCAGCAGCAGGUGCAGCAGGUGCAGCUGCAGACUCAAACGCAGCAGGUGCAGCAGGUGCAGCAGGUGCAGCUGCAGACUCAAACGCAGCAGAUGCAGCAGGUGCAGCUGCAGACCCAAGCGCAGGUGCAGUCGCAGUCCACUGGAGUCCGGCCACAAGGAGUCACCCUGACUACCAUGCCACAGCAGGGCGAGGCGAAGAGGAUCACUCUGGUGCUGCAGCAGCCGACCCAGGCGGGACAGGGUGUGGCCAUGGGCGGGGCCACGGUGGGGGCGGGGCAGCAGCCCCGGCUGGUGCUGGGGUCCCUCCCGGGGAAGCUGGUCCUGCAGGGGGGGCAGCUGGCAGCCCUGACGCAGGCCCGGGCAGGGCAGGCUGGAGCCCAGCCCAAAGUGCUCACCAUCCAGCUGCAGGUGCAGCAGCAGCCCAACGCCCAGGGGGCCAAGUUUCAGCUGGUCUCUGGAGCUGGCCCUGGUGGCAGCCCACAGGUGCUGCAGAUCACGCAGGGGCAAGGUGGCCAGCGGCUGGCUGUGCCUCUCAAACUACUGCUGCAGCAGCCCCAGGCUGGGUCCUCCUCAGCAGGGGGCGCUGUCUCCGUGGUGAAGGUCAUUAACACCUCAGUGGCCGGCUCCUCGGCCAUCACCACCACCACCUCGGCCUCGAGCGCGGCGUCUCGCUCGCCCAAGUCCCAGGAGCCCCUGCGGCGGGUGGAGACCCUGUGCAAGCAGGAGAAGGCCAAUCGCAUCGUGGCGGAGGCCAUCGCGCGCGCCAAGGCCCGCGGCGAGCGGAACAUCCCACGCGUGCUCAACCAGGACGAGCUUCCCGCCGGCGCCGCCGCCGCCGCCGCCGGGCUGGCCUCGGCCGAGCUGGGCGGGGCCGCCCCCGGCUCCGCCCCCGGGGGCAAGAAGAAGGGCGGAGGGGGCGGGGCCAAGAAGAAGAGCCCCUCCGCUGGGGGCAAGGGUGGCGCUGGGGGAGGGGAGAAGAAAGGGAAGGCCAAGGCAGGGGCUGGGGUGGCGGGGGGCGGGGCCAGCGGAGGAGGCGGAGUCGGAGGGGGAGGAGCCAGCGGAAGCAAGAGCAAAAGCAAGAUGAAGACAAAUACGAUCACUCUGGUUGGAGUGAAGAAGAGAAAGAGGGCGGGUUCGUCGGAUCACUCAGAGGGGGAGCUCAGCCCCCCCGCCUCCCCAAAUACACUGGAGGAAGACAUGUUGCAGAAGAGGCGCUCCAACCGGCAGGUGAAGAGGAAGAAGUACACCGAGGACCUGGACAUAAAGAUCACGGACGACGAGGACGAGCAGGAAGAGGAAGUGGACGUGACCUCGAUGGCGGGGGCGGGGGCGGCGGCCGUGGGGCCGAGCCAGUCCCUGGGCCAGCAGCUGCAGCAGGACCUCUCUGGGGUGGACGCGGACGGGCUUCCCAGCAUGCAGUUCUUUGUGGAGAAUCCCAGCGAGGAAGACGCUGCUAUAGUGGACAAAGUCCUGUCCUUGAGAAUUAGCAAGAAAGAGAUCUCUCCUGGACAAUAUGUGAAUGUGGAGGAGUUCUUUGUCAAAUACAAGAACUACUCGUAUAUGCACUGUGAGUGGGCCAGUUUGGAGCAGUUGGAAAGGGAUAAAAGAAUUCACCAGAAGCUCAAGCGCUUUAAGACCAAGAAAGCCCAGAUGAGGAACAUCUUUCAGGAGGAUGAGGAGCCCUUUAACCCAGACUAUGUGGAGGUGGACCGCAUCCUGGACGAGUCUCACAGUGUGGACAAGGACAAUGGAGAGCCUGUAGUGUACUACCUGGUGAAGUGGUGCUCCCUGCCGUACGAAGACGCCACCUGGGAGCUUCGGGAGGACGUGGACGACGGGAAGGUGGAGGAGUUCCGGAAGAUCGAGGGCCGGCCGGCACGGCUGAAGAGGACGCCCCGCCCACCUGCAAGUUCCUGGAAGAAGCUGGAGGAAACUCGCGAGUACCUGAACGGGAACACGCUCAGAGAGUACCAGCUGGAGGGCGUCAACUGGCUGCUCUUCAACUGGUACAACAGGCAGAACUGCAUCCUGGCGGAUGAGAUGGGUUUGGGGAAGACCAUCCAGUCCAUCGCCUUGCUGUCGGAGGUGUACGCAGCGGGUGUGCAGGGCCCCUUCCUGGUCAUCGCGCCCCUGUCCACCAUCACUAACUGGGAGCGCGAGUUCGCGGGAUGGACGGACAUGAACGCCAUCGUUUACCACGGCAGCCUGGCCAGCCGGCAGAUGAUCCAGCAGUACGAGAUGUACUGCAAGGACGACAAGGGUCACCUGAUUCCCGGCGCGUAUAAGUUCGACGCGCUCAUCACCACGUUUGAGAUGGUGCUGUCGGACUGCCCGGAGCUGCGGGAGAUCUCCUGGCGCUGCGUCAUCAUCGACGAGGCCCACCGCCUCAAGAACCGCAACUGCAAGCUGCUCGACAGCCUCAAGAUGCUCGACCUGGAGCACAAGGUGCUGUUGACGGGCACUCCCCUGCAGAACACGGUGGAGGAGCUCUUCAGCCUGCUGCACUUCCUGGAGCCGGCCCAGUUCCCCUCGGAGACCGAGUUCCUGCGCGAGUUCGGCGACCUCAAGACUGAGGAGCAGGUGCAGAAGCUGCAGUCCAUUCUGAAGCCCAUGAUGCUGCGCAGACUGAAGGAGGACGUGGAGAAGAACCUGGCGCCCAAACAAGAGACCAUCAUCGAGGUGGAGCUGACGGACGUGCAGAAGAAGUACUACCGCGCCAUCCUGGAGCGCAACUUCAGCUUCCUGAGUCUGGGAGCCACUCAGAACAGCAACGUGCCCAACCUGCUCAACACCAUGAUGGAGCUGCGCAAGUGCUGCAACCACCCCUACCUCAUCACAGGAGCGGAGGAGAAGAUCGUUGCGGAGCUGCGGGAGGUGUACGACCCGCUGGCUCCGGACUUCCACCUGCAGGCGCUGGUGCGCUCGGCGGGCAAGCUGGUGCUCCUGGACAAGCUGCUGCCCCGCCUGAAGGCCGGGGGCCACAAGGUGCUCAUCUUCUCCCAGAUGGUGCGCUGCCUCGACAUCCUGGAGGACUACCUCAUCCACAAGAGGUACCUGUACGAGCGCAUCGACGGGCGCGUGCGGGGGAACCUGCGCCAGGCCGCCAUCGACCGCUUCAGCAAGCCCGACUCGGACCGCUUCGUCUUCCUGCUCUGCACGCGCGCGGGCGGCCUGGGCAUCAACCUGACCGCCGCCGACACCUGCGUCAUCUUCGACUCCGACUGGAACCCCCAGAACGACCUGCAGGCCCAGGCGCGGUGUCACCGUAUCGGCCAGUCCAAGGCGGUGAAGGUGUACCGGCUCAUCACCAGGAACUCGUACGAGCGGGAGAUGCUGGACAAGGCCAGCCUGAAGCUGGGCCUGGACCGGGCCGUGCUGCAGAGCAUGAGCGGCAACAAGGACAGCAGCAUCAACGGGAUCCAGCAGUUCUCCAAGAAGGAGAUCGAGGACCUGCUGCGUAAGGGUGCGUACGCGGCCAUCAUGGACGAGGGCGACGAGGGCAGCCGCUUCUGCGAGGAGGACAUCGACCAGAUCCUCCAGCGCAGAGCCACCACCAUCACCAUCGAGAGCGAGGGCAAGGGCUCCACCUUCUCCAAGGCCAGCUUCGUAGCCUCUGAGAACAGGACGGACAUUGCGCUGGACGACCCCGAGUUCUGGCAGAAGUGGGCCAAGAAGGCAGACAUCGACUAUGCCACCAUCAACAGGAAGAACACGCUGGUGAUUGACACGCCGCGCGUGCGGAAGCAGACGCGGCAGUACUCCACGCUGCGGGGCGAGGGCGGGGCCGAGCUGUCGGACAUGGACAGCGACGAGGAGUACCCGCCGCACAACUCCCGCCACGCCCGCUCGUCCCGCCGCUCGGAGCGCCACUGUGGCUCGGGGUACGGGCGCACCGACUGCUUCCGCGUGGAGAAGCACCUGCUGGUCUACGGGUGGGGGCGCUGGCGGGACAUCCUGUCGCACGCUCGCUGUAAGCGCAGGCUAGGAGAACGAGACGUGGAGACCAUCUGCAGAGUGAUCCUGGUCUUCUGCCUUCUGCACUACCGCGGAGACGAGAACAUCAAGAGCUUCAUCUGGGAGCUGAUCACCCCGCCCGAAAAUGGGCGUGCCCCUCACACGCUCCUCAACCACUCCGGUCUCUCUAUCCCUGUUCCCCGUGGGAGGAAGGGGAAGAGGGUGAAGGCUCAGAGCUCGUUUGACGUGCAGAAGGUGGAGUGGAUCCGCAAAUACAACCCCGACGCACUCCUGCUGGACGACGGCUACCGCAAACACCUCAAACACCAGUGCAACAAGGUGCUGUUGCGCGUGCGCAUGCUGUACUACCUGAGGCAGGAAGUGAUCGGAGACCACGCUGAUCGAGUGCUCCGAGGCGUCGACGCCAGGGAUGUGGAUAUCUGGAUGCCGGAGAUGGAGCUGCAGGAGGUGCCCUCACGCUGGUGGGACACUGAAGCUGACCGGUCUCUGCUCGUUGGAGUCUUCAAACACGGAUAUGAGAUGUACACCACAAUGCGAGCUGACCCCUGCCUGUGCUUUUUGGAAAGAGUCGGUCGCCCCGACGACCAGGCCAUCGACGCAGAGCAGCACUCGGGUGAUGCGGAGCUGGGAGACGGGGGAGAUUUUGACAAGUACUCAGAGGACCCGGAGUUCAAGCCGUUGAGGAGGCAGUACAGAGACCCGUACGAUGAGGCCGACUCCAUGGCUCCGGACGAGGAGAUCUGCGUGGAGGACAGGGCGGGGGAGGAGGCGCAGCCGUCGGGCCCGACGGGGGCGUGCGAUUGGCCGACGGCCUCGUCGCUGACCGCGCGGCUGCGCAGGCUGAUCACGGCCUACCAGCGCAGCUACCGGCGCGAGCAGCUGAAGAUGGAGGCCGCGGAGAAGGGCGACCGCCGCCGCCGCCGCUGCGAGCAGGCCUCCAAACUGAAGGAGAUCGCCCGCCAGGAGCGCCAGCAGAGGUGGACGCGGAGGGAGGAGUGUGACUUUUACCGCGUGGUGUCCACGUUCGGGGUGGAGCGCGUGAAGAGCGAGGCCGGGGCGGGGCCUGAGGGAGGGGGCGAGCUGGACUGGAACAGGUUUCGGACCUUCGCCCGCCUGGACAAGAAGACGGACGAGAGCCUGACCCGCUACUUCAGGAGCUUCAUGGCCAUGUGCAGGAGGGUGUGCCACCUGCGGCCCGCACCAGGAGAGGACCCCUCCCUGCUGUCCCAGUCCCUGGCGCCCAUCACCGAGGAGCGCGCCUCGCGCACGCUGUACCGCAUCGGGCUGCUGCGGCGGCUGCGGGAGCGCGUGCUGCCCCACCCCGCCCUGCAGGAGCGCCUCCUGCUGGCCCAGCCCGGCGGCGAGCUGCCCGCCUGGUGGCGCUGCCCGCAGCACGACCACCAGCUGCUGCAGGGCGCCGCCCGCCACGGCGUCAGCCGCACCGAGCUGUCGGUCUUCCCCGACCCCGCCUUCUCCUUCCACCAGGCGCACCGGGACUUCCUGCAGGCCACGGCCGCCGCCGCGGCCUCCCGUAGCUCCACCCCCGCCCCGCUGCAGGGGGAGGGGCCCCGGGUGAAGGAGGAGGAGGAGGAGGACACUGAGGCAGGGCCGGGGGCGGAGUCGCGGCUCCUGGGGGAGGGGUCUGUGGCGAAGGAGGCGGAGUCUCCCGCCGCUAAGCCCCGGGGGCGAGCGGGCUGGGGCUGGAAGAAGUGCCGAGGAAGAGGAGGGAGACGCCGGGACGGGGAAGGGGGGCCGUCGGACACGGAGUCGGACUCGGACUCUGACUCCUCCGGCUCGACCCGCCGAACCGGCAGCUCCGACGAGAGCGGAGACAGCGACACCGAGGGUCGGAGGGCCAGGGACCCUCUGAAGCUGUGCGAUGUCGACGAGAACAGUGUCCUCUCCCUGACCCCCUCCCAGGAUGGGGCACCCCCUGAUUCUGCCAGUGACCCGCUGAGAGCUGAAUGGCCCAAGGACCGGGUCCUCAUAAAUCGCUUGGACAGCCUCUGCACGGCUGUGCUGACCGGCUCCUGGCCGACAGGGAGGCGAUCCGCCCCGGACCCCCAGCCCAACCCGGCCUCCGGGGAGACGGAGGGGGAGGCCGAGUCCGGCUACACCCGCCUGAUCCGCAAGAACAGCGGCGGCGCCCCCGGUGGCGAGGACGCGGAAGCGCAGGACACGGAGUUCACCGUCAAACUUCUGAAGGAGGAGGGGCUUAAGCUGACCUUCUCUAAGCAGGCCUUGCUGCCCAAUGGCUCGAGUGGAGAGGGGAGUGGUCGUCGGAAACGCAGAGACCUGGAGCUGUCGGACCCUGACGGGCCAGGCCCCAUGCAGGCUGGGGAGAGGGUCCCGCGCCGUAGGGAACUGCCGGAGUGGCUGAAGGACGAGGGCGAUGCUGACAUGCUGGAGCUGCUAGCAAACAACCGCGGUCAGAGGAAGAGGAGGAGAAGGAAGAAGAGUGAAAAGGUGAAGGACUUGACGACCCUGACAGGCAGUGAGAGAGUGAAGAUCAUUGACAUGAGGACGGGCAGAAAGCUGGGAAGCAUGCUGGGACCAGUGCUGCAUGAUCUGAAGGACUUCCUAGAGGAGAACCCUGACUACGCUGUAGCACCAGAAUGGGCUGAGGCUGUCCGCAACUCUGGUUUUCUUCCAAACAGCUUGUUACACAGGCUCCUCCCUCCACACCACGCUGGGCCUAAAAGAGGCCGCCCCUGCCCCCCGGCGCCUCAGUCCCAGCUGGAGGACCCGCUGCUGGGGGGAGUUGCAGGCGAGACCCUGGUCUCAGACGGGGCCUACAUGAUGGAGGACGAGGACCUGGACGACGGUGGCGGAAUCGCUUCUUCCCACCACUUCCUGUCGCCUGCCUUCAAUGUAAAGAUGGAGGGCGGGGCCCUGCAGAUGGACGCCGGAGACAGCCUAUCGCAGGGCGGCUACGAGAGCUCUGACAGGGAGGCGGCGAUUUUGGAUGAUGUCAUAAUGGGGCCCAAAAAUUCAGACUCUUCGUCCAGCUGUGAAGAUUAAGCGACUGUUCCUUUCCUCCCCGAUCGAUCAUGAUCCUUCACUUCCCCUUAUUCUAUUCCUCAUGCUUUAUUUUUAUUACUGUUGUUAUUAUUAUUAUAAAUGUUGAUGAAUUAUGGAUGGA